Messenger RNA from Saprolegnia parasitica CBS 223.65, 2556 nucleotides. RefSeq lists its product as hypothetical. The record is from RefSeq and is a predicted model, not a curated record. Gene Ontology annotation, biological process: ubiquitin-dependent protein catabolic process. The transcript has 7 exons. Gene Ontology annotation, molecular function: phosphatase binding. NCBI's taxonomy places the organism in Eukaryota, Oomycota, Saprolegniomycetes, Saprolegniales, Saprolegniaceae. The coding region runs from base 1 to 2556 and encodes 851 amino acids. Gene Ontology annotation, cellular component: Cul4A-RING E3 ubiquitin ligase complex.
AUGGGCCAGGACCGCGCCGAGGGCCGCCGGGUCCGCGGGUCGACCAUGGCGACCGGCAAUCCCAAGGCCUCCAUGUUCAUGCGGAUACGUCAAGCGCAGGUGACGGGGCAGUUCCCGACAUGGAGCUCUGUCCGGGAAGCCCAGCCUCGGCGCGGGACGCCAUCGGCCGCGGGUGCAGGGCGCAUGCAGCUCAUCGCGCUCCCGCCCAUCGAUAUGCUUGCGAGCGUCAUGAGCAAGACGCACCAGCGCAUGCUCAAGCAGAUCCGCCAGCUUGAGGAGCUGCUUGACGCUAACAAGCUCGUCGAGAUCGUCGUCCCGUUGCAGACGAUCUCGCGCUCGAUCGUCCCGCCCUCGGGCACCACGACCCGCAAGGACGACCGCGACAACUUCAUUCAGAUGGGUGGCCCCGAGGUGCUACUGCGCAUCAUCUACGCGAUCUUGGGCGACGACACGAUGGAGCUCUUCCCCGGCGCCCAUGGCACGUCGGCGCCUCUGCCGAACGUCGCGUAUUCGUACCAGGACGAGUCCAACACACGCCGGCGCCGCGCGCCCAGCACGGACGCAGCGUCGCAGGACAAGCUCACAGCACUCGCCGAGUCGAUGAACUUUCUGCGCGAAUUGUGCUUCAUUGCACCGGCGGUCGCGGAGCGCCUCGGUCGCGACGACCACCUCACGGUCGUCCUCUUCCAGCUCAUGAGCAACGGCCUCUUCUUCGAGCAUGCUGCAGGGCUCGUCGAGGAAAUCCUCUCGAUCCGCGAAGACUCGUUCGACCUCAGCCGCGUGCCCAACUUUCAGGGCAUCGUGCAGUCGUUCUCAACGCGGCAGCUCGCGUUCUUCUGCCGCAUCCUCGCCCUCAUCGUUUUCGAGCCCGAGGACCGCCGGCUGCUUGAAAACUCGCGUGUCAUCAAGUCGAUCGAGCUCCUCCGCCUUCGGCGCGAGCGCAUGCAGAAAACCGACAACACGGUCGACCGCAACCACGCAAUUUUGUUCCAGACGCCUGCCAUCUUGCAUCGGUUCAUGCUCGUGCUCCAGCUGCAAAACUAUUUCUUCUCCAUCAACCCGAGCUACGACCCGUUCUCACCCGAACUGCAGUCGUCGACGGACCUCGCGAUGCUCUUCUCGCUCGAGCAGCACGAGGAGUGGCACAUGUUUCAAGAACCGACGGUCCAGGCGGUGAUGGACGACGCCAUGCACGGCCGCACGCUGACCUCGGCGCCGUCGGACGCGGCCGGCUUUAUCCACCUCUCGUCGACGUACUUUCGGUCGCUCCUUGCGCGGUCGCGCCUCGCGAUGCCGCCCGCGACGCCCAACCGCAGCGACGUCGAGGUCGAGCUCAUGCUCAAGUCGAUUUCGCUCGCGCCGUUCCGCGUUGAAGUGCUUUUUGUGAUUUGCACGCUACUCAGCAGCAAGCGCAAGGUCGACUUUCAAGACACGUUUGCCAACAUGGGCCUCGUGCACGUGCUCACGCAGAUGUUUCAGCGCCUCGAGUGGAACGCACCGCCGUCGUCGCCGCCCUCGGUACACCAACCGCUGCAUGGCCCCGGGUGCGAGUGCAGCAUGGACGCAUCGCUCAAGAUUCAGUUUCUCCGGCUCAUUCACAACUUUUGCGACCGCGACGUCCAAGAGCAUGCGAACAAGCUCUUGCUCUUGACGCCUGAAGAACAGCACAGUCUCCACGGCAACAGCGUUCUGGAUCCGAUGCGGACGCAGAAGGGCCUCUUGUGCCAGAUCAUUGACGUGCUCUGCGCGCAGCCGUCCGACUCGAUCUACCGCUUCUGGCUCGCGUCGUGCGUCGAGUCGUUCUUGCGCCGCGCGUCGCCGGCCGAGCAGCUCUUUGUCGCCAAGACGCCGCUGCUCGCUGCGCUUUUGCGGGAAAUCCUCGGGUCGGGCUUCAAACCGUCGGGCUCGCUCCAGUCGGCGUUUGACCUGCUCGGCGAAAUGACCAAGAACAACGCGACGACGCUCGUGCUCUUCAACGACGCGCUCGACGACCUCCAAUUCUCCAACUUUAUGCAUGUGGUGGUGACCAACCUCGUCGACUCGAACGUGUUUGUGCGGUCGCUCCUCCUCUCGAUCGCGCACCGCCGAGAGGACAUGGCGUCGUGUCCGAGCCUCGGCCGCCUCUUUGCCUUCCUCGAUGUCAACAACGUCCGCCUCCUCCGCGACCUCAUGGGCAUUGUCAGCAUGGACGACAUCAACCACGAGAACAUUUGCUGCCUCAACACGGCCAUCGUCAUGUUUGUGUUUGAGCACCGAAAGGCCCGCCUCCCGCAUCUGCUGCACGCGCUCCGACAGCACGAUGCCGAGGUUGGCGCGAGUGCGCUCUGCGUCAACUUUCGCCACCUCCUCUGGUUCUGGGUCCAGUACUACACGCCGCGCGGCCGCGACCGCCUCAGCCUCGAGCACUCGUCCGACAUGAAGUUUCGCGAGUGGUACGACGUCGUCGCGCUCCUCUGUGCCGACGACGGCUCGGACGCGUCGCUCCUUCCAGCGGCGCCCGUGCUGCCCGCGUCGCCGUAUGCGCUGCACCACCAGCUGCGUCCUGGACGCGUCUAA